GUCCUUCUGGCCCAAUACCAGGUCCUUCUGGCCCAAUACCAGGUCCUUCUGGCCCAAUACCAGACAUAGAAAAUGCUUACCAGGAAAUAGAAAAAAAUGUAAACGAAGUGGAACUUCUUGUUCCAGGUAUCACGCAGGUCAUUCAAAAUGCGGCAAAUGACUUUGCUAAAAUGAAUGAUACUAGCAAGCAAGAGCACAAAAUAACUGCUGAUGGAUAUAAAACCAAAAAAAUAAUUUUCUUGCCGGUUAAUAAUUCCAGCACAGGAGGAUAUCAGGGAGGAACUGGCAGCCAUUGGUCGCUUCUCUAUCUAGAAAUAAGCGGAAGUGCUGAUAUCAACCAACCCACCCCCUGCCCCCAACAGAGUAAUGGUAGUGAUUGCGGAGUUUUUACUAUUGCUUUUACUCGCUGUCUA
Racocetra persica is the source of this 413-nucleotide messenger RNA. The record is from the annotation of a GenBank genome assembly. NCBI's taxonomy places the organism in Eukaryota, Fungi, Glomeromycota, Glomeromycetes, Diversisporales, Gigasporaceae.